AGUGGCACGUUGCUAUUAGAUGUUGCAACACCAAAAAUGCUCUAAUACGGAAUUAUUUUCAUCUUCUCUAUUCAGACUGAUAUUUCUUUAGUGGAAUCGUGUCUGCGAACUUACAUGUGAGACUUCAACGUUUUAAAUUUUUUUUUUUCGUUUUUAGUUAAUUGUGUAUUAUUUAUUUUUGUGUAAUUUCGUUGAGCAAUUGUUAGUGCGCAUUUUUUACAAGACGAAGUUCUACGAGGUCUUUGAAGUAAAGAAGUUUUCAUCGCAAAAUGACGGCAGAAAGUAUAUUGUUGUUGAAACUGGAGGCGAUGGCGAGAGAAAUUUUAUAACGGAGGGGUUGAGAACAGCCCUCGCCCGACUGCGACAGAGAUCAACACCCACAGAAAGCCAAACAUCCCCUUUGCACCAACACCAAGAAAACCAUCAGUACUGUCAUCAGUCACGUUACGACAGCGGUCCUUUGUCAUCAUCAGCACCAUCGAAUAGUUACUGCCCUCCUGCACCCUCCAGUCCUCAUCCUAGGAUGACCGUGAAUUCGCAGUCGGGCCCCCCAAAGUCCCCCCGACCUCCCGACGACCUUAUCACCACUGCCACCUCCGCGUUGAGGCGAUUUCAUUUUAAAACAGGAAGAAACGCCACAAAAAAUUCUAAACAGAGUCAAUCUGUACCAAAAGUGAUAGUAAUGGGCAGUAGUACUGCUUCAGAAACAACAAUUAACACCAGUACAGACAGUUCGAAUACGAUAGUUACCACGGUAACUGCAACCGAUGGAACAGACGACAGUUUAGAUUAUCCAGAACCGAUGGAUUUUUUCUCUUCCGAUAGCAUACUGGAUAAUUCUAAAACUUCGAUUCUUCAGCCUUGUCCUUUAUCUCCAAAAACUCCUGCUACUGCUAAACAACAAACUCCUCCGACAGCUAAAAAUCAAACUAUGUUCACUUUCGAGAUAAGCGAGCCUAAAAAGGGAGCCUCGAUGGAAGAUAGUACAUCAAAAAUGACAGAAACUGAUCGUAUUAAAGAGACAAAAACUGUGGAUUCUUUAAUGCGCGAACAAAUCGAAGCUUUAAGGAUAGACGCGCGAAGAAGAAACAGUUACAAACAAGCAGCGCAAAAUUUAGACGAAAUUGAAGUUAUGAGUGAUACUUGCUUCAACAGCAGUAGUCCCAAAGAACUCAGGAGGAAUGUUAAGAAGAAUCUCGACGUUGAAAAACAGAGAACGGGGAAAAAUUCACCGAAAAGAAGAGCCGAAAGAACUGCUAGCUCUUCUCCCGAAGAAACCGAUUCACCAAGACCAAAACACAGGCACAAAAAAACUAGCCGCCGUACUCGCUCCCCUAACAAAUACCACCACCAAACGUCAGAAAAUUUCGGUAGCGAUGAUCGUCAAAUACAAAAAUACCGAACAAGAUCAAGCUUAUCGUCGACGUCUUCCCGUAUAACGCCUCCGCCACCUGAUCUACGCGUGGAUUUCUUUAACGAAACGUCAGAUAGUAGCGGCUUUCAGAGGCCGUCGACGUCGUGUCAAAUGAACGGCGCCGCGACGCCAACGUUUCACACGCUAGCCGUCUACGGAUCGAGCGGCGGUGCGUCUAUGGAAAAGCGAGGAAGCGUCUGUUUGAAUAAAUGUCUACGAGAAGUGAGAGCACAUUUAGAACAAACCUGCACGUCCCCCAUAAACGUGACUACUAAUCCUCUAGACCCAGUGCACUUCGGUAGCGGUAGCACCAGGAAAACGCCCCAGGCGACGAUAGUAGUACAGCAACCUUCAGUCAGUUUGGAUCAUACGAAUGUAUCUACGAUAUUACUGAAGAACGGGAGUGAAUUUGUGUCUAACGUGCAAGAUAGUGUUAAAGGAAAAUUGAAAAGAGAAGAAAACAUGAAACAGCUAUUGGAUGUCGCUCAUAACCUCACAUUAGAGGAGAUGCAUAAUUUCGAAAUGAAAUACGGCAGUCCGCAUCACAACAGAUCCCAAUCUGUGAAAACUCCUGGUCGAUCUUCCGGAAGACCGAAUUAUUUGUGCCUCCCGCAACAAAGAUCGAGAGUGGCUUCCAUGCCGAACACAGGUGUCGAAGAAGAGUAUUAUAGACUUAGACAUUUCUCCAUAACUGGUAAGGGAGUUGUCAACAGAGGGGACAGUCUAAAAAGUCGAAGAUCCAGAUCAAAUAAUUCUGUAGCUUCCAGUAAUUCAAGUACGGAACAACUUCCUACUGCAGUAUCAGCAACAGGUUCAGCUAGAACCUCAGCUUCUUGUAGCUUAGCUUCUUCAAGGGAAUCGAGUACGAGUGCUCCAGGACCAGUACCAUUCAAAGUUCUCAUGCUUGGUGGACCUGCCGUUGGAAAAUCUUCUUUAGUAUUACAAUUUAUGACCUCGGAAUAUCUACAUGCUUACGAUACAAGCAUCGACGACGAAAGUGGUGAGAAAUCUGUAUCGGUUCUAUUGGCUGGCGAGGAAUCUGAACUUUGUUUCAUAGAUUUCGCCACAGCAGAUCUGUCGCCUGAAGGAUGCAUCAAAAAAUAUACGGAUACACACGCAUAUUGUGUUGUAUACAACAGCGCCGACAGAUCCAGUAUGGAAAUAGCAGAAAAAAUCCUGCAAAACUUGUGGACGUUGGACACCAUUAGCACAAAAGCUGUAAUUUUAGUAGCUAAUAAAGCGGAUUUAGUUAGAUCGAGAGUAGUAUCGACAGAAGAAGGUAAAUCAAUGGCGACGUCAUACGACUGCAAAUACAUAGAGACAUCUGUGGGCAUCAACCACAACGUCGACGAACUACUAGUAGGAAUCCUCUCGCAGAUCCGUCUGAAGCUAGAGAACCCCGAAAGGAGUCGCGACAUAUUCAGGAAACGUAGUUCGUCGAAAAAAAAUCUAAACAGAAACAAAAGUCCAGCUUCAGGAGCGGCGACACCUACCGGUAGCUGCCAAAAUUCGCCGAAGAAAUAUAGAGGCUCCAGAACUUCGGCCAGUUUGAAAGUUAGGAACCUUUUGGGAAAAGUUUGGGCUAGAGACAGCAAGUCGAAGUCCUGUGAAAAUUUACAUGUGUUGUAAACAAUUGUGAUAAAUAUAUAUCUUUUGUUUGAGGUAGGUAAUGAUGAUAUUUUGAAUGAGUUAGGUUAGGUUAGAUUAGGUUUUAUUUUGAAUGAAAGGAUUGGUUUCUAAAAGACGGUUCAGAUUUGAUCGAGACAAAAGCUUCCACACAUUUAUUUAUUAUUGUGAACUGAAUACUUUUACUUAACUCAACCGGUGUCGAAAAACUUCUCAGGCUCUUAGUCGUUGUUGAAUUUUUGACCUCCAAAUGCUUCUUUCAGUAGUCGAAACAUGUGGUAAUCGCGGGGUGAUAAAUCCAGACUAUAAGGAGAAUGCUGUAGCAUCAGCCAUCCCAGUAUUUACGGAACGUUGUACGUGCAACAAUUAGUUAGUCUCUUUAUAUACAUUAAAUCAACUCGGGCAUCCACUACAGAAUUGAUUACGUACUUUAAUGCCGUUCCACACUCUUAGAUUGCGACCUAGUUAACUUAUAAUCAAACCAAGACUUGAAAAGUAUAUAGCACCGCCAUCUACAGCGCUUGUCUCGAUCAAAUUUGUACCGGUUUCGUAUUAAUUGUCUUUUAUUGAUUAAUUGGAUCAAAUAGGUUGUCUCCUAUGGAAAAAAAGCCUGAGUGGAAAGGAAUAAUUUAUUUAUAACUUGGUAUUAGAGAUUUGUUUGUUUCUUUGACAUUUUUUCGAAAAUGGAACCACUAUCAUUAUUUUUGUCGUUUCCAUAUUUAUAUUCAUGUUCGUAAUUUUCAGUGAGCAGAUACUCGAUCUAAAUCUUGAACUUCGGAUUGUUUAUUUUCGUUUUCCCUCAUCUGGUUCUUCAUUUUUUCAUUUAUACUUCUGAUAUUGCUUCUAAAUUUGACUCCAACUCCUCUUGUUGUAAUAUAUUUGGUUUCUUUUAAUGCAUCUAACAAAUCUUCUACAAUAAGUUAUGGUGUUUUUCGAGUCUAUCUUCGAUAUAAACCCAAAAAUCGUGAAAAACAUUUACAUUUUUAUAAUUCGAGUAACUUCUUUCAACAACAAUCGACGUAAUUGAAGCUUAUUCAAAGUAAAUUUGAAAAUUCCUUGCAUCAGAUUCAAAGUUUCCAUUUAAAAUUUUGUAAAUUUUCUCGAGUGGCUUCGAAACGUCUUUUCCUUUAUCCUAUGGCUUCGAUAAUGAAAUUAUAGACCAGGAACCAGCGGUAAAAAACGUUAAUCAUGGAAUUUUGUUAAUCAACGUCAAUUUUUAUAAAAAUUUGGAUGUAAACUUUAAUUAGCCCCUAAUUCAAAAUCUAUUCUGUACCGAAUGGUGUUUUUCAUUAUUUAGGAGUGAAAAUUACCCUUUAUCGUAAAAAACUUCGAUUUUAGUAUGUAUUGGAGUGAAAUGAAAAUUAAAUGUUUUAGAAAAUUAAUCACGUUUGAUCAGUGAUCAGUGAUAAUAAGUUUAGCUGAUAGAUCUAUCCAACAAUCAGAUCCUGAAUUUAGAAUCCUUGAAUUAUCCAAAUAUUUCACUAAAUUAAAAUCUAAGACACGAAAAAACAAAAGAUAUUAUAUAUCAAGUGCCUUGUACUAAUUUUGACACUGUUCACAUAGGACAGAUAUCUCAGUAUUUAUAAAAUGGACUAAUAGGUCAAAAAUACGAUAAAAAAGGCUUUGAGGAAACAUGAAAUAGAAAAAAAACAUGAAAUAGAAAAAAAACAUGAUGUAGGUAAUUUGUUUGUUUUUCAAAAAUUAUUUUAAAAAAACCUAAUUUUAAAACAGAAGAGUCCUAAAAUCAAAAAUUUCGAAGCACGUAAAACGUACAAUCGAGUAACAGCCGGCAUAUUGUAAAUUUUGAAAUUUUGAAGAAAAAAACAGUUUUUCGACAAUAAGUCGCUUAAUUUUGAAGUUAGAAACUUUUUGUAGAGGAUUUCACGUCAUUUUAAUUAAAACUUUUUCCAUCUUCCGGUUUCGAAAAGGGUGCAGCUCAAAGGGGUUGCAAAUGAAAACUUUGAACUAAUGUAUCUCGUUCAAUUUUGGUGAUACAUAAAUUUGAAAAAACAAAUAUUUGCAAGAAAAACGAAUAGUUUUUGGUUUGCUUACAAAAUUUUCAUUACGGAAAUGUAUAGUUCAAUUUAAUCGAUCAUUUUUUCCAAAAUAAACAUUCAAAACCGGUCAAAUCACAUAGAUCUCAUUAAUAAUACAUAAAGUUCAUUACAAGUGGAUUACGAGUAAUUUCAAUUAGGGUGGUAAUGGUGAGUGUAUAAUUAUGAAAUUUUUUCAAAAAAGAAAAACGAAGAAACCUUAUUUUUAGUUAUAAAUCAGUCUCUUAUGCAAAAGACUUUUGAGAGGGCUCAUUUUAAAGGUUUUUCUAUGUGUUUUGGAAAUAUUUCGUGAGUUUUUUCCAAAAAUUUCAUCAAUUUCGAGUUAUUUGAGGUUAAUGGUUUUCAAUUUCGGGAUUGUUCCCUUAAAAAUUGCCAACGAGCAAUAAUUCAGUUAUUAUUUAAUUCACAGAGGUCCUUAAAAACGAUUUUCUUCGUUUUUCUAUCAACUACAUUUAGUUAUUAAUAAAAAACUGAAAAAAUAUGCGUUUUUUUCUAUAAAAAAUAAGCAAUUCCAAUCGUUAAUUACUCUAAAAGUACCAACUUUAGUUAAAAACUUGCUUAGAAUUAGUUAAUAAUAAAAUAUGAUUUAAAUGAAAUAAAUUUUCAUCUCCAAGAUAAAAGCAUCCUUCGGUAUAGGGUAGAUUAUGAAGAAGGUUAUAAAUACUACCUCAAAACCAAUUUUCAAGAAAAUCGAUUGUGAAAAUUCCACGGGAAAUCGGCUUGUACCUGGCCUAUUAAAUUAUUUGGUUUUAGUGAGAACCUUUUAUUAUAAAAAAUUAUACAUUGAGACAUAUCGAAAAAAAAACAAUUUAAUCUCGACUAAAAACCAAAAUUUAAUCCAGUAUACUGUAAUUAUAAGUAGAUUUUUCAAAUUAGUUUUAAGAUAAUUCAAAAAAUUAUAUUUGUAUGUGAUUUUAAGAAAUAUUUGUUAUUGUUUUUUAUACUUUCCACUAGUUAAUUAUAUUAAAAUUGUUUUUACUUUCUAUAAUUAAAAUUUUUUGUACGUUGAAUCGUAUAUUUCUCUUUAACAUGUUCUUAAUCACUAAUCAAACAUUCAUGUACAUUAUUGCAUCUCGACGAAAGGCAAAUGCCGAAAAAAAUAUUUUACUCAAAUAAAGGGACAGUAACAGAGCAAAAAUUCAAUUAACAUUGAGUAAAAUAAUACCAAAUCACGUGAUUAACAAUUAAAUUAAAAAUAAGUCCAAUAAUAACUCAUGACUACAAGGUCAAGCUAACUUCCUCGCCAGAUUUGUAUCAGCAAAUCCACCAGAACUCAUUCUUGGCUUUCUUGGUAUAUACAAAAGUGUCACUAUUGCAUUUUUCAUUAAUUUGGUCGCGAAAGAAACUUUAGAGAUGAAUGGAGACACCUGGAAUAAGACAAACUAAAGCACAUAUAGAUUUACCUUCUAAAUAUUUUACCAAUCAAUAGUUUCACUUGUACAAGUGCGAAAUUAGACUAAUGACUGACUUAUUAACUAGAUACCUAGGAUUACCUAGCUAUUAAAGUGGACAAGCCUUAAGGUUGAACCCCAUUAGCAACACGUCACGCCACACCAUGCAACGUCGAUUCACGUUGUACAUUGUUGUGUAUAGAUUUGUAUCAGGCCCAGGUUUAAUUUAAAUUAAAUUUGAAUAUUAAAUAGCUUGGAUGCAUUUCGAGUCUAUCUUCAAUAUAAACCCAAAAAUCGUGAAAAGCAUGAUGUUUUUCGAGUCUAUCUUUAAUAUAAACCCAAAAAUCCUAAGAAACAUGAUGCAUUUCGAGUCGUAUCUUCAAUAUAAACCCAGAAAUCGUGAAAAACAUGAUGCAUUUCGAGUUUAUCUUUAAUAUAAACCCAGAAAUCGUGAAAAACAUGAUGCAUUUCGAGUCUAUCUUCAAUAUAAACCCAGAAAUCGUGAAAAACAUGAUGCAUUUCGAUUCUAUCUUCAAUAUAAACCCAAAAAUCAUAAGAAACAUGAUGCAUUUCGAGUCUAUCUUCAAUAUAAACCCAGAAAUCGUGAAAAACAUGAUGCAUUUCGAGUCUAUCUUCAAUAUAAACCCAGAAAUCGUGAAAAACAUGAUGCAUUUCGAUUCUAUCUUCAAUAUAAACCCAAAAAUCGCAAAAAAAGGAUGCAUUUCGAGUCUAUCUUCAAUAUAAACCCAAAAAUCAUAAGAAACAUGAUGCAUUUCGAGUCUAUCUUCAAUAUAAACCCAAAAAUCGCAAAAAAAGGAUGCAUUUCGAGUCUAUCUUCAAUAUAAACCCAAAAAUCGCAAAAAAAGGAUGCAUUUCGAGUCUAUCUUCAAUAUAAAUCCAAAAAUCAUAAGAAACAUGAUGCAUUUCGAGUCUAUUUUCAAUAUAAACCCAGAAAUCGUGAAAAACAUGAUGCAUUUCGAUUCUAUCUUUAAUAUAAACCCAAAAAUCGCAAAAAAGGAUGCAUUUCGAGUCUAUCUUCAAUAUAAACCGAAAAAUCCUAAGAAACAUGAUGCAUUCCAAGUCUAUCUUCAAUAUAAACCCAAAAAUCGUAAAAAACUUUCCCAUAGACUAGCAUACAAAAGCAAAAGAGAGGCAUUGACACGUCUUAGCACGCGUUACAUCUGAGAAUUUUGAAUCGUAGGAUGAUGUGGCGUGGCGUGGUGGGGCGUGGUCUGAUUAUGUACGAAAACAAUUGCAUUAAAUGGAAAAACAUAUGCACACAUAUUCAACAAGUGGCGUGGUGUGGCGUGGCGUGAGUCUGGGCUCUUAUAGUGUUAUAAAAGUGCUUGAUUAGCUUUUGAAACGAUAUGAGCCUUUAAAAUUUUCUAGUGAGGUGUACAGAAGGUCUAUCAAAAGGCUUUUGUGCUCAAUGAUCAUUCACCUUCCACGUCUGAAAAUCUGGGCAGUAGAAAUGGCGAUAAUAUGGGCCAGUAAACAGUUAAAUGGUUUCCUUGGAAUAAAUUGAUUCUUCUCGGUUUUUCCGUCGUCGUUUUCCAUUAUUUUCAAAGACAAAGAUUUUGAAAAAUCCGUAUCCGUGAAAUCUGUCACUACUUACCUCAAAUUAAAAGAGAUAAUUAUCACAUGGAGAUCAGCAAAAACGUCCAGUGGGGACAUUUUUGAGUCAACGUUUGUCCAAUGGUUUUGAAAUGGGUUAAAAAGUUAAAAUUUCAAAAAUAUCAAUGAUUACAUAAUUUUCACUUCAUAAAAUCAUAAAAAAAUGAAAAAAAUAGUGUUUCUAAAGCACGAUCGUCAAAUUCAAAGUAUGCGGCAGUGUGAUAAAUAUAUAAUUAAACAAUCAUUGAUACAAAAUAAAAAAAAGGGACUUUGCGACAAAUUUGCAAGAAAAACAGUUUUUGAGGGCAAUAAAAGGGACUUCAAGGACCUCACUAAAAGCCCUGAAGUACUUAAAGGGAUGGUUUUAGCAUCCUAUAUUGGUUGGAGACAAAGUAAUUUCGAUUCUGCUCAAUGAGCUUUCAUAAGCUCAUAAAACUUCUUGUCCUUGUCAGCAAAAAACUGAAGCAGUUGCGAUUGAAUAUCAUCGUCAUUUGUGAAAGUUUGAUCAUUCAAACUUCGAAAUAAAUGGUAAUCAGAUGGUGCCAGAUCUGGGCUGUAUGGGGGAUGCGGCAUCACUUCCCAGACAAAAUCCAAUAGUUUCCCACGAGUUUGUUUCCGAUUUGACAAUUCUUGACGUUUUUCUUUGGUUGCUUCAUCCAGUUUCAUUAAUUAUUGACAGUAAAGAUCAGAAUUAAUCGUUUGGUUCCUUGGAAACACCUCAAAAAACACAACAUCUUUGUAAUUUCAUCAAAUUGACAGCACGAGCUUUUUUAUUGUUUUUCAGCUUUCUAUAUGGUUUUGUGAUGGUUAAUCUUGUUUGCUUCAUGAUCGUUGUGUUGAAUGAAUUUCUUCCAAUUCGUGAGGUGCGAUCCUCUUCAAUUAUGACUUUGAUUUGGUCAUCAUCAACUUCAGUAGACCCAAAAAUAAAUAGCUUUGGUUUCAAUCUCAGGUUUUAGCUACAGCGCCUGGACUAUAUUAUGCUCCGGCGUAGCUUUAAAACACAAUUCAACUUCUUGCGGUAUUUACUACCCAAAACCCUUCGGUGAUUGGAGUAUGUGGGGUUGCAUCAAUGUUUUUUCAACCAUUCAUAACCAUUCGAUAAAUGUUUGUGAAUUAAAAAUAAAACAAAAAAAAAUAUUCAAUCAAUUUGGGUCCACCUUGUUGAUAAUAGUGUAUAGAAAUUAGAUAUUAACAUCAGUAUAAAGUAUUUAUGAAUUGAUUACACGUUUCGUAUUUACUUAAUACAAGUAUCAUUACUACAAAAAACGAGUUAAGUUCAUUUUAAAUGUGUUUUUUUGAAAUAUUAAAUUUCGUUGUAACAUAUUUUCACAUAAAUAUUCAUGGACUGGAUGUAAAUUGUCGAAUAUUUAUGUAGAAAACCUUUUGAUUUAUUGUAGAUUUUAUCAAUCAAAUAUAAUAGAAUAACCUUAAAGUUAGGCUAUUUGACCAAUUUUUGUUGUGCCUUCUUUUAGAGGCUUAGUAAAAUGAAAAAAAAAAACAUAUUUUCAUCGUAAUAUCAGUAAACUAUAUUUUAAUAUCAAGCUUAAUCUACUGAUGUCGUUAGCUAUUUUGAAAACUACGAUUACCAUAAACGAAUAUGUCCAUGCAUAUCCACGCGCGAUUUCUCUCGCACAAUAUGACGUCACGUUGGAAUCAAAUUUGAGCAUCGAUUAUCCGGAUUAAUUGAUGCAUGUCAGUGUCCGCAUAAAUAAUUUGGACUGGAUUUUCAAACAAAAAGCAGCAAAUAGAAUCCACAGAACACCUUUAAGAUAUUUUUUUUGCUAAAGACUACUACAAUACAAACACCUUUUUUUGUAGCUAAAUCUCUACAAAAUCUACAAAAGUUGAAUGGUGUCAAACUCUAAAGCUCUAGUCACUUCAUAGCUUUUACCAAACAAGUGGGCUCUUGAGGAUCGGUAACAUCGUUUUCUAAAUCAUUAUCUUCCUCUUCCUGAUUAUCGUUCUUCAUUUGCUGCAUAAUUUCUUCAUCAGAAAGAAUCUGAUCACCAAGAUCGUCGAAGAUUUAACCAAUCGUUUAUAUUGGUAUUGCUACAUUCCUCAAAACCUGGUGCUUCUUCAAUGAUUUCUCUUAUUUCAUCCGGAUUACCUCUUUCUUGUGGUUCUUAAGGAUCAUCUGGAUUAGUAUCACCACUUUCUUGCGAAACUCAUGGCUUAGAACGCAGCUUUUUCUUUUACUGCUUAGUACAAAUUCUACACCAUUCUCAAUACCUAGAAGCAGCAUUUGAAGCAAUUGCUUUCUGCGGAAACGUUUUGAUGUUCCCAUCACGCCUUGGUUCAUUCACGUCACAUUUGGCGGAAAAAACAACACAUUGAACUUGCCAUCAUGUAAGCUCUGAUUGGUGAGUUGAUGUAUUAUCCAUAUUAAUCUGUUUUUUGUUGGUUUUUCUGUUUCCAUCCAGGAAUUUUUUUGAUUUUUGUAUUCAACAGAGGACUUGAUUAUGCCCUUAAAACAUCUAGUGUGCUUUGCUUUCCCAAUAAUAAGCAGCGAGUCCCUGUGAUCACCAAUAGAGUUUGCGCAAACCAUGGCUGUACCAAAGCGCCGCAGUUUCUCUUUUAGAAACAAGGCUUUUUCCAGUUGAGAUCUUUCAGAAAGGUAGUUGCACGGCUUUCCAAUUAGAAACAUGGAGCACGACUUUUAAAUACCUACUCCACGUUCAGAAUUAGUUAAGGGCUCAAUAUUUUACAAUGCAAAAAAGUGCACAAUCAUUUACCAAUUGAAAUCAAAUCUAUAUCAUCUUUUCCCGCAUUUGGUAAUAAAUUGAGGGUAUAUUUACAGGAAAGUGCCUUCCAAUCUCUGAAGCUGUUUCGUCCUGCUGGAACCAUGUUUUUUUUGUUCUAAUUAAAGCACCGCACUGAAAAUAAGUUCGUACUGUCUUUUAUUUGAAUUUGGUCAGGUUAUUCAUUCUAAAUUGCAUACAAGGUGUCUCAAAAGAUAUCUUGAUAUUGCUGAUUGCGUAACUCGAGGAGCGCUGGGAAUAUGUCAAUUUGUAGCCUGGUUCUUGUAGACUGUAGUGCUCGACUGAAGAGAAAAUGGGCAUCCAAGGUAUUCUCAAACCAACUGAAAAGCAUCGGGAUGCUGAUCAAAGAAUCGGCUUCGUAAACCAGAUGAUUAAUCGCUUUCCAGUCUUUAAUGAAUGAAGCGAUUGACACGUCAAAAAGCUUCUGGAAUCCAAACCACAAACAUCUGAAACCUCUAAAUUGACUGCGGUAUCAGUUAUAGUCAAAUUAGAGCAUUAUGUGCAGAUGUUAGACGAAUUCUUCGUGUCUGAACUGUGAAACUUGGUCUCCGAGAAUUUUUUCUCUGUACUUUACUUUUAGUAGUUUAUCAAAGAAAUUGGAUAAGUACCAAGAAGUUUGAUACCCAAUUUAAUUGCAGGAUAUAAUCUUAUAAAACGUAAACUGUUUGGAACUAACGAAAGUACAAUGAGAAUUCGAUAGAUUCGAAAUUAUUUGCUACUAUUCUGUAUAAAUCCACUAUAUGUUGCCUGUUGUUGGUUAAACUCUAUGGAUAAACCUUCAAGAAUACUUUUCAAACUAUUUUUGAUAAUUGAGUCAACCAAUAAUCCUUAUAUUCAUAUUCUAAUCAAAAUAUUCAAAAUUAAUAUUUGAAUUCGAUGUUUUUGUAGCUGAUUAAUUUCGUUUUUACUUUGUUUUAUUCAAUUCUACAUUUCUAAAUGAUUCGAAAUAUUGAUAUAAAGAUAAAUAGAUGAAAAUAUGUUUUUACUUUUCUAUCCACAAUGUUGUAGAAAUUAGCCAAAGGACUGAAUGCGAUGAAAUGAUCUAUUCCAUAUCUGUGUGUAAUCAUUUACUGUAUCCAUUAUUUAAAUAUAUGUAUAGAUACUCAGUUAAUAACUUUGUAAAUAAUAAAAUAAGUUAGUGGAAAGCAAUAAUUAAAAUUAUGAAAUUCGAUUAAAAUCAUUCGUUAGGAUUCGUAAUAAAUACAGCUGUAUAUUUUCAAGCUUCCCUGUAUAAUAAAACUAGCGAUAACAAUGUGAAAACCUCACAAUGACAAUUCGGCUUUACUAUUCGUACAUUGGAAAAUCCGCACUUGAGAGUUUUUGCUUCGAAAUAGGUCCAAAAAGUGCGUACUUCAGACCAAUUUAUAAAAAAAAUAUUAUACAACACAUCUGUUAAAAAUUUAAGAGUUAGAACAGGCUAAUUUGGCGAUUUUGAGCUAAAAUUGUUGCGAGAUUUUGUGAGAUUUUGAUUUUAAAGAUUCUGGGAGGUUUUGGGAUACUAAAUAAGUCUAGUAACUCUUAUUACGGGCACGGAUUUUCGAAAAUUUUGGGACUUGAAACUCAAACAAAUUUUGAAACACGAAUAACUCGAAUACUAAGAGGAAUUCGAAAAAAAGUGCUGAAGCAAAAAAUGUAGAAUAGGAAAUUCUCUACAAAAAAUUAAGUCCGUUAUUUGAUCGUAACCUCAAAAUUUUCACCUUAAAAUGGGUUUAUAUACUCAAAAAUAGUUUGAAUCACGAAUAACUCGAAAAAAAAGUGCUGGAACAAAAAAUGUACAGCACAAAAUUCUCUAAAGAUUGGUCGGUAAACAUGUUUUCUUAACCUCAUAAUUUUCACCGUAAAAUUUCACUCAAAAAUAUUGAAUCGCGAAUAACUCGAAAACUAUGAAGAAUUCCAAAAAAACCGCAGUGACAAAAAAUCUAGAGUAGAAAAUUCUCUAAAGAUUGGUCUGUAAGCAUUUUUUCCGAACCUCAAAACUUUCAACGUAAAAUGGGUCAUGUACUCAAAAAUACUUUGAAACGUGAAUAACUCGAAAACUACGAGGAAUUCGAAAAAAAAUGUCAUGACAAAAAAUAUAGAAUAGAAAAUUCUCUACAAAAAAGUAUCCUAGGUAUUUUAUCUUAACCUCAAAAUUUUCCCCUUAAAUUGGGUUCAUGUACUCAAAAAUAUUUUGAACCGUGAAUUCCCGAAAACUUUGGGGAAUUCGAACAAAACUGUCGUGACAAAAAAUGUAGAGAAGAAAAUUCUCUACAAAAAAGUAUCAGAAGUAUUUUUUCCUAACCUCAAAAUUUUCAUCGUAAAAUGCGUUCAUCAACAACAAUAAGAAUAAAAAUCGACUUUUGUCAGCUUAGAACUUUGAAUUUAUUCCAUAUAUAUGAACCGCAUUGUAUAUUAAUGAAAAUAGAUUUGAAAGCACUUAUAAAUAUUUAUUGUGAUAAUGAAAAGUCACGAAAAUAUUAUUUACAAAGUUAUUGGGGAUAAACGUGGAUUUUCAAAUGUAAGUAUUUUGAAAAAAAAUUCUGAAUGUUACCUGUAUCUUCCAAAAUAUUUAAGCAAAUGUCUUAUGUGUUUAGCUUCUAAGAUUAUCAUUACUAUUUACGUGCCAAUAUUUUCUCAUGUCACUGUACUAAAUGUCGUAUUAUUUUUUUGUUAUUUAGCAACAAUUUUUGAUUCAAAACAAGUUGAGUAAACGAAAACUUUAGUGGAAAAUAAAGAAAAUAAUUGAUUUUUCAAAUAAAAAUCAUGAAGUUUUGAUGAAAACUCAAAAAAAUACUGCAUAGUUGUUUCCGUCUAAAACACACCGACAUUUGUCUUUGGAAACUGACUUCUUCAAAAAAAAGCGAGAUUUAUCUUUAAAGACUGUCUUUUCUUUGAAACAAACCGUCAUUUGUCUUUGGAGACUGUUUUUUACAAAAUAAAUCGACUAAGUUGGUUAGGUUUAUACCAUUUCUACAAUUACACUCUUUGACGCGAAUUUCGACAACCAAGUCAUCGUCUUCAGAGACUGGAGUCUCUGUUUUCAUCUUCAAUGCCUGAACUGUAAAUAGUUUGUCUUUUUAAUGAUGCUCGACCCUGCUUUACUUCAUCACACAAAUCAUCUAGAUCGUUAUCGUCAUUUUGAUUAAAAGUGUAGUGAUUUUUUGGUUUUCUCUAUUUUCUUAUGUUAUUUGGUUCUUUUUUGGUAAUCCUUUCCUUCGUUUCCUCAAGUUCUCUUACAUCUUUGGUAGUUUCAGCCUUGCUUUACUAAUUCAGCUAGUUUUUUUGUUUUUUCUUUAUUUCGGCGACCAAUCGCAUGGAUUUUUCUCCGAAGUUCAAACAAUUUGGAGCCCAUCGUGUCGUUAUUUCGCGGCCAUCUUUGAACGCUUCGGCCCAUUUAAAUACCGUAGAUCUGCACAGACAUUCACUACCGAAUUGAUUUACUAUACUACACUGUGGAAAAGGACUCAGAUAACACUUAAUCAAGCCGCGAUUUUCGAUACAAACAGUGUCAUUUACAGCGUUGAUCUCGGAUCAUAUUUGAACUUACUUCGUAUUUUCCUGAAAAUUAUGUUCAUUCUAACUCAUACUGAGCACACUGCUCACAUCACCACUACACUAACAUUAAUAAUUACACUGUUUAACGCGAGUUUCGUUAACCAAGUUAUCGUCUUCAGAGACUCCUUUUACCUUCAGUCUCUGAAGUAGGUGGUAGUUUAAACAGUCUGUUCAGUGUGAAUGUCACCAGAAGUUCCAGAAAUACCAACUUAAACUAGAAUUCUUCAAGUUAAUUUCCUAGUUUAGAAAUAUUGAAAAUUAAGAAUAUCGAUUUUCUCUUUUUUCACUACAAGUUUUUGAUAUCACUAAUUUUGAAUCUAGCAACGGCAGUUCGGUAAUUCGGGUACAUGUUAGCAUCUAUAAUUAGAUGAAUAAAUAAUUUGCUCGUCCUAAAUCAUCAAAUACUUACGUAUCUCGAACGUACAAUAAAUAUUUUUUCUAGUGGGUCAAUAUCAUAUUUUUAUAUAAUUUUUUGAAUUUUUGAAAUUAAAAAUUGAGUUUAGAGCACUAAAUAAUUUUAUUCAACUGUCACUACUAAAUUUAUUAUCAAUUACUACCUUAUGUAAUCGAUUAAAAACGUUAACAAACUAAUUUUUUACAGUCUAUCCCGUGUUUGUUUUGUACUUGCGAUUUAGUUCAUUAGAUGACAGCACUGGUUCCUUCCUGUAUCAUUAAAUAUUUCAGAAGUGACUCCAUAAAUGUUAACACUCAGGUGUUAAGCCUCUUCUUUCGCACCAGGUCGGUUUGUGUUCCUAUAGAAAUUGCACCACAAAUCAAGCAGGAACUACCUCGAUAAGCGCAAUCUGCAAAAUCGCUUUCUUAGUCUUGGGUACACUCCAAUCGCUACUAUGAAGGCAUAUUCUGGAAUCAUCUGAGAACAAAACAGAUCCCAACAAACGUCCAAUUCGGAUGAUCUUGAGUAAGCAAAAAUCAGGUUUACUUGACGAAGAUCUGGAGUAAGUUUUCGAACCAAUCGCAGGUGUUUUUUUGUUGUUUGUGUUGUUUAGUUCAAGACUAAAGUUAACCAAAUCGGGCCAGCCGUUUUCGAAUAUUUAAAGUCGAAAGUUUACAGCCUAUUUCUAUGUACGUAAAUUUAUAUAAAUAGUAAAAUAUUGAUCUACUAGAUAAUACGUUUACCUAAAUUAGAAAAUAAAACAAACAAAUUUAUCUUUUGAUUUCAAAGUUUUUUUAUCGUCUGUCUCCCAGUAUUUAAAUUUAAGUAACAACAAUAAGUUUUGAGUUAUCUUAGAUGGUAUGUUGUUAAAAUCAACAUACCAGGAUACCAUUUUAGAGUCCUUUAGUUGAUCAAAAUCAACACGAGUGCUAAAAGAAUUUGAUGGUAAAUAAAAUCAACUUUUUUCCAUGAGUCACCAACCAGCGCGUUUAUAAAGACAAGAAGACGAAGAUAGAUUCUUGGAACGAGUUGCAUGGAAGAUACCAGAAGGCAAGAGGUAAAUAGUUAGACCAAAAAAACGGUGGAGGGAAGUAGUAGAAGAAGACCUUGGAGAGAAAAACAUCCAGUAAGGGAUAGAAAGAAGUAAAGAGAAAAUAUAAGGCUAUGGGCCUAAUGGUUUGCAUGUAACAGUCGUUGUUGAAUUAUUGCCGUUGAAUAUAUUGAUAAGAAUAUUCUAUCAAUAGAUACUUUGAAAUAUUUUUGUUGUUACUUGAAUUAUGAAACCGUUGUGUGGUUUUAAAUGGAAUUUUAAAUCACUAUUUUAGUCCUUAUUAUACGAUGCACAAUUUGGAAUUUUGAAGUUUGUAAAUUUAUAUAUUCUAAUGUAAGUCGGAUUUGUAAAAUAAAAUUUUUCUGUGAAUGUAA
Diorhabda carinulata is the source of this 16211-nucleotide messenger RNA. RefSeq lists its product as uncharacterized. The transcript has 11 exons. Gene Ontology annotation, molecular function: GTPase activity; calcium channel regulator activity; GTP binding. Gene Ontology annotation, cellular component: plasma membrane. NCBI's taxonomy places the organism in Eukaryota, Metazoa, Arthropoda, Insecta, Coleoptera, Chrysomelidae. The record is from RefSeq and is a predicted model, not a curated record. Bases 524 to 3043 code for a protein of 839 amino acids.